AUGGCUGAGUAUGAAGCUUGUAUCCUCGGUUUGAAAAUGUCCAUUGACAUGAAUGUCCAUGAGCUAUUGGUUAUUGGAGACUCAGAUUUCUUGAUUCAUCAUUUUCAGGGAGAAUGGGUCGUGAUGAACCCAAAGAUUAUACCUUACGUACAACAUACUCCCAGAAUACAGAAUGAGUUGGCUGAUGUUCUCGCCACCAUUGCUCCUAUGAUUAAGCAUCCAGAAACUGAUUAUAUCGAUCCUCUGGAGAUAGAGUUGAAAGAACAUCUAGUCUAUUAUUCACACGUUGAAGCAGAACCGAAUGGUUUGCCAUGGUAUUUUGAUGUAAAGAGGUACUUAGAGACCGGGAGUUAUCCUAAAGAUGUCACAUCCAACAAUAAUAAGUCGAUACGACGUAUGGCUCUUAAUUUCUGUUUAAGUGGAGAAAUCCUAUAUAGGAGGACUCCAGAUUUAGGUCUCCUCAGAUGCGUCGCUGCUGCUGAAGCCGCGAAGCUUAUUGAACAGAUACAUGCCAGAGUUUAUGGCACGCAUAUGAAUGGGAUCAGUUUGGCAAGAAAGAUCCUUCGAGCCGGUUAA
Messenger RNA from Solanum pennellii, 576 nucleotides. RefSeq lists its product as uncharacterized. The transcript is spliced from 2 exons. Gene Ontology annotation, molecular function: nucleic acid binding; RNA-DNA hybrid ribonuclease activity. Bases 1 to 576 code for a protein of 191 amino acids. The record is from RefSeq and is a predicted model, not a curated record. Lineage: Eukaryota; Viridiplantae; Streptophyta; Magnoliopsida; Solanales; Solanaceae.